Molecule: messenger RNA, 3470 nt
Organism: Drosophila pseudoobscura
Lineage: Eukaryota; Metazoa; Arthropoda; Insecta; Diptera; Drosophilidae
Gene: gfzf
Product: GST-containing FLYWCH zinc-finger protein
Exons: 4
Coding region: 336-3455 (1039 amino acids)
Biological process (GO): glutathione metabolic process
Molecular function (GO): glutathione transferase activity
Source: RefSeq, a predicted model, not a curated record
GUGUCAAAAUUGACGGGUGGCAACUCCGCACGUAGCCCAGCCCUGACACCUCGAACAAAAGGCAUUUUUCGCAUCACGAAAGUAAAAUGUGCGAUUUAACUAAAAACAAUGUGAAUCUAUAAUAAUUAAUAGUGCGUGCUAAAGGGAAAAACUAAAAUUUACAUAAUCGUGUAACAAUUACAAAAAGGCGCGCCAUAAAUUUGCUAACAAAAAUACCACCAAAAAAUCCCGUGCAUCCGGACAAAAAUCGCCUAAAUUACGGUACAACACUUUUUUUCGGGCAAAAUAACGCUGAAAAUCCGGUCAAACAAAUACCGGUACUAACAUUCAAAAAUAUGGACGAAGGCAGCGGCGCCGACCAUGGCAUGGACCUGUCCAAGGUCUCCGUGGUCCGCUCCGCCAAGGGCGUUGAUAUGCUCUGUGUGGACGAUUACCUAUACCAUUUCGAUCGCAUUGGCAAGAACAACACCUACCGAUGGCUCUGCAACCGGCGAAAAGAUAAAGUAACUCCCUGCAAAUCGCGAAUCUGCACCAUUCUACCCAAUGGACUGGACAAGACGAAGCACGUUGUUGUCGAUGUGCCCGUCAACCAUAUCCAUCCCCGAUGCAGUGAUCAUGAGGUUAGCAAGGUGGCCCAGCGCAAGCGUAUCGCUAUUAUGAAGAAGAACGAUGCGUACAGUUCCACACAGCCGAAAAGAGCUCGACUGUAUGAGCGGGCUUCGGGGUCAAUGAGGCCACCCGAAUUGAUUUCAGGCAGCAUUAGUUCCUCCUCUCUGGAAGCUCUCCCCUUUCACGUUGACUUCGAGGAGAAGGACCGUGUGUACAUGCUGCGACGUCGCGAUGGCCGUGUUAUGGUCUGCAUCGAUGGACAUUUAUAUUAUUUGGGCGGCAAGUCAUACAAGGGAGAAAUUUACAGAUGGACAUGCGUCCGGAAGCGGGACAUUGAGUGCACGGCAAAGAUAUGUACGGAGGCCACUUUGGAUGGGGGACAUCGUCUGCAUUUGAUCGAGACGGACUCUCACAUACAUCCACACUACUCGGCCGACAAGCUGAUGACCAUGUUUUCGAAGCACCAAAUCGUUUUGGUCGAGGACGACCAAACCGUUGACGUUCUGCAGGAGUGUCCCAAUAUAGAAUACUUCCAUCCGGAGCAGUCGGCUAUUCAAUUUGACGAUCUCGAUUCGAUGAUUAUUGAGGAUUGUGAGGAGAACUAUGAUGUGUACAUGGACGAUGACCAGAGUGCAGAGAUUUCUGCCGACUUGGAGGAAAUUCAGACUGAAGAGGAACAAACGGUGGAGGAGGUGUCGCCGUCACGGAAACGAAAAACCAGUGGCUCUUGGCCAGCGGCAUACGAUGUCAUUGCAAACUAUGUCCCUCCGCCCGGCUAUAAUCCACUGACAGAAACCGAUUUAACAAAAUUCACAUUUCUUCCAUCGGCCAAAGGCCGCAGAGUUCUAUGUUUGAAUCGAUUCCUGUAUCACUUUGACUCGCAGAGUCGCUCCAACGGCCACAUGUUCUUCACAUGCAUCAUGCGACGCACCAAGCAUCUGACCUGUCACGUGCGCAUCACUUUGAAUCCAGUUGGUCCAAUGGUGCUGCGCAUCAAUGGAAAGCAUACCCACGGCAUAGACCACAAGGAAAUCCAGCGAAGACUUUCACAGCAGGCCAAGCUAGAUCUUGAGAAUCCCCCAGAGCGUCAGCACAAUUUGGUCAAUACAGAGCUGUUCGAAUAUGAAACCGAGGACGAAGGUGAGCAGCAGAGUGCCGAUGGCAGCUACGAGCAACUGGAGAGCCACUUGCAACACGACGAUCAGGAGCCACAGGGAAAUAUUGUAAUGAAAAAGGUAAUCGGUAUCGAUGGCGCCAUCAAAAUGGAACCCACCAACAAGUCAGUGAUGGUUGAAUAUGUUGAAUAUGGUUCGGACGAUAUAAGCUCCAAGGUUGAAAUAGGGACCAAUGUCACCGAACACAGGACCAAUACAUCCACACCGUUGCCCAAGGUACCGCCACAGCCAGAAAUCACGAAUAUACGUCGCCGUCGAGAUGUCGUAGAGCCCGCCAAAACGGAACUCCAUCCGGACAUGGAUUUAACGAAAAUCUGCACUUUACGCUCGGCCAAAGGCAGCGAACUGUUGUGCGUCGAUGGUUAUAUAUAUCAUGCAAAGAACCGUGGCGUUAUAUCCCGAAAUUAUUGGGUCUGCAUCAAGAGUCGCGAUCCGGAGAUCAAUUGCAAGAGUCGCAUAUCCACAGCCACGCAAAAAGAUGGCUCUAUACGUGUCCUACGCGUCUACAACGUUCACACGCAUCCAUUCAGCGAGGCCGACAUCAAGCGGCGCCUGUUCAACGAGAUCAACAAGAAGAACAACAAGAAACUCAAGUUUCGGCCACUCCACUUUAUUGGCAAGUCGUUGGACCAGAUACAACAAGAGUACGGCGACCUGGCCGUUGAGCGUCUGAAUGUGUCCAACCUCAGUAACGACAUUAUGGUCCAAACAAAGCCCAGAAUUCCAAGUCCCAGUAAAAAUGACAGUAGCAGGGCCUCAGUGACAUCCACAACCAAGUCCGAGGCGCUGGAGGAAAAUGAGUUCAUAGAUGUUGUGGUCGAAGACGAAGAGGGGGAGCAGCAUGAACAAGUCUCCCUGAUAGAUGGUCAGUACAUAGAAAUGGACCAUGACAAUACGGAUGCCAUUAUUGAGGUUGUGGAAGAAGUUGCCGAUGAAAUGGAAAGCUACGCUCCCAUUGAACCCGCUUAUACAAUGAAACUGUAUGCCGUAUCCGAUGGACCGCCCUCCCUGGCCGUGCGAAUGACUUUGAAAGCCUUGGAUAUUGAAUAUCAAUUAAUCAAUGUGGACUUUUGCGCCCUAGAGCAUCGCACCGAGGACUAUGCAAAGAUGAAUCCUCAAAAGGAAAUACCCGUACUGGACGAUGAUGGUUUCUAUCUGUCGGAGAGCAUUGCCAUUAUGCAAUAUCUGUGCGACAAAUAUGCGACACCAAAUUGUACGCUUUAUCCGCAGAGCGUGAUCCACAGGGCAUUGGUCAAUCAGCGUUUGUGCUUCAACAUGGGCUUCUACUAUGCCCCCAUUUCGGCCCACAGCAUGGCACCCAUUUUCUUUGACUACGAGCGCACGCCCAUGUCCCUAAAGAAGGUGCAAAAUGCCCUGGAGGUGUUUGAAACAUAUCUGGAACGAUUGGGCUCCAAGUAUGCCGCUGGCGACGAUGUAACCAUAGCUGAUUUUGCUUUAAUCUCGGCCACCAUUUGCCUGGAGGCCAUCGAUUUCGAUUUGUCCCCAUAUCCUUUGGUCAACAAGUGGUACACAAACUUUAAGGAGGAAUACCCGCAGCUGUGGGAGAUUGCCAACAGUGGAAUGCAAGAGAUAAAUGCCUUUGAGCACAAUCCACCAGAUUUAUCAGAAAUGGACCAUCCAUUCCAUCCGACGCGCAAGACCAAGGCUUGAGAAUUAUUAAUAAUU